Leishmania braziliensis MHOM/BR/75/M2904 is the source of this 6816-nucleotide messenger RNA. Its product is annotated as putative protein kinase. The record is from RefSeq and is a predicted model, not a curated record. Gene Ontology annotation, biological process: peptidyl-serine phosphorylation; intracellular signal transduction. The coding region runs from base 1 to 6816 and encodes 2271 amino acids. NCBI's taxonomy places the organism in Eukaryota, Euglenozoa, Kinetoplastea, Trypanosomatida, Trypanosomatidae. Gene Ontology annotation, molecular function: ATP binding; protein serine/threonine kinase activity. The transcript has a single exon.
AUGCUGCAGGAGGGAGCUGUGGAAACGGCGCCGUCAUCCCAAGUACACCACCCCGAAGUCUCUGCAACGGUGUCUUGCGGUAGCGCUGUCGACCACUCCGUACCUGUUAGUGUGUCUGUCUCCAUAUCCGCUGUUGAGGCUUCAGCGAGUGCGAAAUCCUCACCACAUCGGGAGCCCCGCAGCAGUAGCACCAACAGUCCCAAAGAACUGAGGCGUAGUCAACGAUGCUACGAAGGUGCUAAACCGUGCGAGGUCUUUUCUACGCCACCCAUGCAUGAAGCGGUCAGUAAUGAAGAGAAGCAGCUCUCUCUCCUGCAUGGACGGUUGGCCUGCAGCUCUGACAUGCAGCUGCGAGCCACGCAGGCAGUCUGCACAUGUAUGCCUGCGCCAAAUGAACACAUGGAGAUCGUUCCUCUCCUCACCUCACAGUCACCGGUGGAGUCGCUAUACUCGAGUAACCCCGCCGCAGCUGCCUCUAUUUCCACUUUAGAUGACCCCUCGAAGAUUACGAUGGCAUCCGUGUCAUCACUCAGUCUCAACGACGAUAGCAGCAUGGACAGCGAGUUGCACUUGCGCACCAACUCACUAGUGUAUUACAGUCCGCAUAUCCACCUUGACGCCAGCGUUGAGAGCCUUGAGACGGACGCUGCACUGCACAGAAGUCACGCAGUGAUCUCGUCCCCUACUUCAUGCUUGCACGCGUCCUCCGUGGUUGCGCCAUGUGCGGGAGUAUCGUCCCCUCUUAGCUCUCAGGCCAGAGAAUCAAUGACGCUGACGAAGCUGCGAGUAGAGUCCCCCUGCGGUGAAGGCAGUCGAAGCUCGUCACCUACUGUCAUGCCUGGCGACGCUUCCUGUAUCAUCUCUGACACAUUCGCGCCGACCCCGGAAAAGCCUGAUCGCCUUCCGCUGCGUACGUUGACCAGUGAGGAGGGAGCUUGCGUGCCGCCGCUUAGCACUCCCACCACAACGCAGCACACUGUCCCACCAACUACGACAACCCAGGUAGCGAAGCAAGCAGUAAACGCUAAGGGCGGUGUCAUCCCAACUGUGCCGGCGAUUUCCCUCCCCGUCGCUCGCUCUGCCCCCAUUAGCGAUUCAGAACGUAGCCUGACCAGCAUCCCUGUUCUCGGGUACGGCCCGCGCAGCACCCCCAACGCCUGCUCCUUGGCUUCUGCUCGCUCGUGCCGCUCCGCCCGGUCAGCGCGUCACUCCAAUCGCUACAGCAGCACACUGCGCAACGACGUGCCAGAUCUGAAAGAGCUUUUUCCUACUUUGCCCGAGGAGCUGUACAUCGCGCGUGAUCGACUGUGUAUCUCUCACGAUAGAAAGCGGCGACUCGGGUCUGGCGCCUACGGCAUCGUGCAACAAGCUGAGCUCUACCCCCCAGGUGUCGAGGUCCCGCGCAUCUUCACGCCGACGACAGAAAGUCUUGCGAGCGCGUCGAUUGCCAGCACGCCGAGAUUCUCGCCAGCCAACGGAUGCGUCUCCACGCACAGCUUCUCAUCCAUCGCCGCUGCUAUCGGAGUCAGCGAGAAUGUGGGUGGGGUCAGCAACAGUGUCCACUGUGGGGCCGAGCAGACGAGUGGACCCGGGACUAUUGUGCCGGUCGCCGAAACGAGCGGUCACACCCACUUGGGUGCGGUGUCGAUGUUCAGCAGCAACAGCAUCACCCCCGCGGAGCUACCGCUGCACCAGCAGCCGUACAACGAGCAGACCGCAUUGUUCUACAACAGCCUUGGUCCCGGAGUUCGAUGGAGCAGCGCGGUGGAGUUCGUGAAGGAUCCGUCUUGGGCGCGCGCGCCGAGCUUAAGCGACAGUCCGACACCGAACGUGACUGCGGUGCAGUCCACCGUGCUGUCGGCGCCGUCAGCCUCCCAUGAGACACCGGUGUUCGGUGCAGUGAGCCCCGCUUCGCCCGCGACUCCGUCCAGCCCUCCUCUCUCCCCUUUCUUUGAUAGGCCCCUGCGCCGUGAGACCACUGCGGUGACCCCAAUGGACUUCAGCGGCCAGAUGCAGGGUGACCUUCAGCUGCCGGCGGGGCUGGAGCUACGCUUGGGUCAAACUGCUGGCUUGUGUGCGGACUCGCUGACGUCAUCGCCUGUCCUCCCCGGCCAUCCCCGCGGUAGCGACCACAGCGCCGCCACAGCGGCGGACAACACAGACGACAGCACGGUGCGCAGAAGUAUAUGCGAGGAAAGAAGGGACUGCCCCACUAGCGUUUUAGUGUCUGCGCGUCCGGCUAGGGCCGAGGGGGAUGCGGUCGAAGGAGAGACCGAGCCGGACAUGGAAUGCACCGUGACCUCCAGCACCGGCAGGCAAACACUUGAGUCUCCGCUCUCGCCGAUAGAGAAAGGCUACACCUACCGCAGCAGCACCAUGCGUGUGGGGCAUCGCGUCGCAAGCGAGCAUGAAGACGAGAGUGAGGGGUCGAGGCCCCGCACCUACGCUUCCUUUACUUCCCCAACUACCCGGUGCGACUCCCUAGACACUGCACUAACUGCUGCCACAGAGGGAAGGCAGACGUCCCGCUGCGAGACGGUAGUGCCCCCGGUCACGGUGGAUGUGUCUCUGCACUGCACUUUGUCGCAAACCCCAAAUCUUGUCUCCUCCAAGCUCGUUAACGAUGUCGACGCGGCUGAUCACACGGCGCAAGCAGUAGCAAUGGUUGGAGCUGACACAAACGACAAGGCGCAGGUGGAGGGUUAUUGCUGUCCGCCAAACGUACUUCCCUGUGCAGUUGUGAAGGAGAACUCUUGCAUCGACGCGCCACCGGCAGUCGUGGCACCUGCCCAAGUGAUCUACAUACGCCCAAGCGAUCCCCUCAGCACAGUCGGGCGGUGCGCCACAGAGCUAACUACGGUGGGGGAUAGGGAAGAAGGGAAAGAGGAUGAGCCUGCGGAGAAGACGAGUGCGGGACUGGAGAGCCAAGGCACAGAGGUGCGGCGGCAAGGCAUACAAGAGAGUCGGGAGGUGAGCGGGGCCUCUUUUCUGAUGAGAGUCAGCUGCCCCGAGCUCCAGCUCACGUGUGAUGGCGCAGGGGAUGAGAUGCUGGCGCCGACGGCACAGCAGGCGAUCAAGCGGACCGUGCAGGCGGCCCGUGAGGAGCACCGGCGCACAGUGAAUCAGACGGAGGAGAUGGAGCAACAACCGGGAGCAGGACUUUCCCUUAGACGAAGGGGGCAUGGCAGCAGCUCUGCGAGGUUGGUGGUGCAAGAUGAAGCGCGGUCCGAUGGUGAGGGUGCAACAGCGAUUUCCACCGAUGUCGUAGUGACGGCAGCGGCGCAGAAGGCGGAGCGGGCGACGCAGCGCUUUACGCACCUCAGCACAGGUACCCCAACUCUAACCUCAGCCCCUACGGCGAAAGGCACAAACACCGGCUUUUUUGACUCCCUCACCCAUGUGCGAGGUGGCGCCGGUGCCAGUGAGACCCUUGGGGGGCAGGUGGCUCCCGGCAGCAUCUCCAGCUCAUUGAUUUCAGGCAGUACGAUUCUCACCGGUGCUGCCGCUACCACGUCGACAGUGUCCGCGACAUCCACAUUGAGGCCAGGGAGCCUUGGUGGCGUGCUUCUGUCGAGCGGCAUUACCAACCCGUUGCAAUCUUCCUUUGACUUUUCGCGUAACCCGAUCGCUCGCUAUGACGUGAACUCGUCGAUGAUGUCCGACGCACUUUCCAACGGCACUGUUCCGUUCCGCUCGGUCGCCACCAAAGUGAUUGAGAAGAUGGACCUCGCCCGCAAUACCAUGAAGCUGAACGCAUUCCACAACGAGCUGCGCAUGGCAAGUCGGCUCCACCAUCCAUGUCUGGUGAACGUCUUCGGCGUUGCCGAGGAUGCGGCGAACUUCUACCUUGUCAUGGACCUCGCGGAGAAGGGCAACUUGGCACAGUAUCAGGAGCAGUUUGGGGUAGGGGCCACACGCGAGAUGGCGCCGCGAUUCAUGGCAGACGUCGUACUUGCCCUAGAGUACCUUCGCGACGGGUCGCAACACUCGUACUGGAUGACGCCAUCCCACGACAGCGCAGGGGACAUUCUGCUGCACGACCGCAGUCGCAGCACAUCCCGGAAGGUCGGGAUAAGAGGGGCCACAGGCGCGGCAAGCACCAUGGAGCCACACGGCUUCUCCGACUCCACGUGCCUGCAUUCCUCAUAUCAGGACAGCGAAAGGACUGCAGCGGCAGCGGCGCCGAAGGGACUGGCGCUGUGUGCUUCGAUCACUCCACUGCCGUCGCAGCCUACCGGCGAGACUGAAGGCACUGGUGACAUUGGAGAGGAUAUGUGUAGUAGCACCUCAGUCCUGGGGCUGGCUUGGCAAGAGUCGCUGUGUGAGCCAUCAGAAUUGCCUUCGCACACCUCUUCCAUAGCUUUCGGACAUGAACCCCCUGCGCCUCCUCACGCCCUCACUUUCCCACGGCAGCAGAGCGAUACCGGCGGGUUCCUCGCGCUGCAGGACAGCAUCAUAGUGCACCGCGAUCUCAAGCCGGAAAACCUGUUGCUCACAUGGGACUUUCACGUGAAGCUGGCCGACUUUGGCGAUGCGUGCUUCUAUGGCGACGACGAGGCGAACAACUUUGGUGGGACACCGUCCUACAUCUCCCCGGAGGUGGUGGCGCGUUGCAAGGCGAGUCCGUACAGCGACUUGUGGGCCCUGGGCUGUGUGCUGUACGAGCUUCUGGUGGGCGAGCGACUCUUCUCCGGCUCGCUGGUCGAGGUGGGCAAUGCUGUGCAGAAGUUCAAACCCGAGUCGCUCGUGUUUCCUGACCUGCUGAUGUCCAAGACGGCGAAUUCGUCAGGUGCAGAGGGGAAGGGGGCCCAGGGAAGAGGCAGCGGAGCUGGGGCCGCUAUCUCGGAAGCGGCCAAGGACUUGGUCAGGCAGCUCCUUCAGCCGGUGCCUGAGGAGCGCCUUGGGUCGGCGGAGCGCGGCGGCUUUGAUGCCCUCAAGGCACAUUCCUUCUUUGCGGAGAUAAACUGGGAGAAAGUGCUGCAGACGUCCAACAUGACGACCACUAACACCAACUACACGGCAGAACUGGCCGAGUACCUUGAGCCGGCGGAGAUGAUGGUGUACUGUUCCCCGGUGAAGUUGUUGCCGAACGUGGAGGGGGGUAGUUGCAAAGAGUACCUGAAUGGCAAAGGCAGCAGCACCAACUCCCGUAACACCCAAGGCAUGCUGGUGAUGGUGCUCACGGAUGCGCCGCGGCUGUUUCUGGUAAACCCUGAUCUGGACAUGGUGCAGCUUGAGAUUCCCUGGUCGAUGGAGCUACACGUCCGUGUCCUGCGCGCCGAGUGCUUCACCAUCACUGUCCCCGUCAGUGAUGCCCUCAGAUCUCUCUUGACGCCGGCUCCAGAGUCACCGCUGUCGCCGAAGACAACAUCGGGGACAAAUCCGAUGCUCUCGAGCAGCAGCUUCAGUGCAGCUACGGCAAGUAUGAUCACCUGCACCUUUUUCGACUUCAACCGGCGCGCCGACUUGUGGGGUGUUAAGAUCCAUCACGUGCAGUCGAUGUGCUCCGAGAGGCCGGCACCGGGCAGUGCGGCCUGGGCGAGUCUGUCACGCCACCAUUCCCCCCCAGCGAUCCCCAUGGCUGGCGAGGGAUCUCAUUUUCCGCUGUUUGUUGCCUCCUCUCCGCCGCAGCCGCAGAACCAGAAGUGCCGUGGCACCUUCACCCCUUCCCCAUAUUCAGGCAGUGGCUGCUUGCAGCCGCAGCGCGGGACCCCUUGCACCAUGCGGACUGGCAGUCUCGGUAACAUGACGAUUUCCAGCAGUGAGCACAGCAUUGGUGCGCCACGCAGUUGCGCAGAGCUGAGCAGCUACGCGUGUGGCGGUGCCUUGUCAGCGCGCAUCACGCCGGUAGCUCGUGCACGUUUCGCUCCCUCCGCCCACUGCAGCACCGUCUCCCCGUCGUCCGCCUUCACUGUGAGCAACAGUGCUGCAGCAGCGACACCAGGUGCGUCAUCAGUCAUGUUACGCUCAUCUGAUUUGGUACAGCCGCCGUCGUGCAUAGGAGCGGCUCUCCCGUCUCGUCAGCGCCGCUCGAAUAUCGUGACCGUGACGAUUGCGUCCUCAAUCGCGAACGACCCACCCCGCGGCUUUCUCCACACCUCGAGGGUAAAUGUAGGCAGCACCGAGAGCACUAGUGGCCCAAAGUCACUCCUCGGCUUUGGCUGUACGAAGACCGAGAUGUGGGUGGGGCAUGCUACCCCUCCUGCACUGUGCAAUACCACCAACACCUCUCCCAACACCACUGGAGUCUCUACGACGAGUACGAUCAUCAUUCCUGUUUGUUAUGAGGACUCACCGCAGUCUGAUGUGAAUCUGAGUGCGACACGCUGGAGUGGCUGCUUGCCGACGCCUGCAACUUCGGUGUGCACUUCGGAAGAGGUCUUGCAUUCCUUGAGUUUAUCAGCUGCGACGGCUUUUGUGGCUGGAUCGGUACCGGAAAUGGUGCUGAGGCUAUGCAGCAGUGGUGACGCUGCCACACCACCUCUGGCGUGCUGCAGCCGGUCUGAAUGUAGUGAGGGUGACAGUCUUCUGGCCAACAGCUUCGAAGGCGCCAACGAGACACAGAGCCCAAGCGAGGACACCCCAGGUCCUUUGAGCACGCCAAGGCAGGUUAGCGGGGCCACCGGGACCCCAGCUGGCUUGUGGUCGCCGAGUCUUUGCCGAGAAAACGCGGAGGGAGGCACAGUUAGCAGCGGCGCACCUAUCACUCCGUUAAGGGAGACAACAUCCACUGCAGCUGCCGCUAAAUUGCCGAUCAAGACGUCGCAGGCGCGUCAGCAGUAUCAGCUGACGCAGAAGAUGAAGAGCAAGCCAUAA